UGGAGCUGGCUGCUGCUGCAAUAAGACAGUCGUUUUUUGGCCAUUUUUGGCCCUUUAAGUUAUAUAAUCAAUAAUUGGCAUUUUUAAGCAUUAUUACUUGCAUAAUAAUUAUAGUGCUGCUUUAGAAUGCUGUAGAAAAGGGCUGUAGAUGUGAUUUUGAGAGCUGUCUGCUGUCUUAUAUUUCACACGAGGAUGAUAAUGCACUAUAUGCUUUUGGUCUAAUAGACCUGGCUGAAUCAAAGCUUUGGGUCAUGGGUGCUGAAUCUGAACCAAGCUGCUGGAAGUUAAUUGAACCCAUGCAUGACCUCUUCUUGGGUUGAAGCAAGCAUCCUGUAUGUGGAUCCCUGUGGAAAAAAGAAAAACAGCCAGAGCGUCUGAAGGCCUGAGUGAGGACGAUGGGAGAGAGAGAUGAGGACUGAAUUGCUGUAACAGGCCUGACAACAGCUCACAGGCUCUGCGGCCCUCAGACGCCUGCCCAGUACCAGCCUGUCCGUCCUAAUGGGCAGAAACAACCCUACCCCAGUGGACACAAGGAAUGGACGCAAAGUUCACAUAGUUUGUGGCUGCUGUGGUGUUUCAGGUGGUUCCUUGUCACGCUUCCUGGUCUCUGUACCUGCUCCAUUCACUCAAAUUUGAGAUCUUACAGUCCCUGUUCCUUGAUGACCCAUUGAUGACUGCACUCCAUUCAAUUGCAAACAGCUCGUCUUCCCCUGACAGCUGAUGCCAUGGUGUUGAUGAGGACGUGGACAUGCCGAGGAGAAGAGACCUGCUCGCGCUGGUGCUGAUCAUUUUGCCAUGGAUGCUACUCAUCACUGUCUGGAAUCAGAGCCCAGUCACUCCACAGCCUGUCACCCGGAAGGGUAAAAAUUCAGAUAACAGGCGUGUCGUCAGCAAGACUCAUCACAACAGCCUCACAUUGAAAGAAUCCUGCGUUUUAUAUAACAGCGCCUCACCGGGACUCAUUCGGACGGAAUACGCUUAUGGUCGGCCGCCACCGUGGUCUGACCUGCUGCCCGUCAUCCACGUCAUAACACCUACAUACACCCGACCCGUCCAGAAAGCAGAACUGACUCGACUAGCUAACACUCUACUGCACGUGCCCAACCUGCACUGGAUUGUGGUGGAGGAUGCCCCCCGCAAGACCUCGCUGGUGUCCAGGUUGCUGCGUGGCAUGGGCCUGAACCACACCCACCUGAGUGUGGAAACCCCCAGGGCCUACAGGCUGCACAGGGAGCCCCGGGGUACACGUGUGCCUCGUGGAACUGCCCAGAGGAACCUUGGCCUGCGCUGGCUCAGGGAAUCUCUUGGUCAUGGCGCCAACCACCGAGGGGUUGUGUACUUUGCAGAUGAUGACAACACAUACAGCCUGGAGCUGUUUGAGGAGAUGCGCUCAACGCAGAAGGUGUCAGUCUGGCCGGUUGCCUUCGUUGGCGGACUUCGUUAUGAGUCGCCCAAAAUCAAUACCAUGGGUAAAGUGUACGGCUGGAGGACAGUGUUUGACCCUCACCGUCCUUUCGCCAUCGACAUGGCGGGAUUCGCUAUCAACCUGCAGCUCAUCCUCAACAAACCUCAGGCCUAUUUUAAGCUGAAGGGAGUUAAAGGGGGCUACCAGGAGAGCAGCCUGCUGAGGGAGCUGGUCACUCUUGGGGAUUUGGAACCCAAGGCCAACAACUGCACGAAGGUCCUUGUCUGGCACACUCGGACGGAAAGACCCGUGCUGGUCAACGAAGGGAAAAGGGGCUUCACAGAUUUUAAUGUGGAAAUAUGAGGGAUUCUCACAGCUUUGCACCAAAAAAAUUAUAAAAACACACACAGCAAAGCUCCUAGUAGUCGUAAAAACUGGUACCACAGUGUGCCUGAUAUACAAACACGUACAUCACGACAUCACCAGGCCCUCUCCCUGCUCUCCCUGGAUUAAUACAGCCUCAAAGCACAUACUGUGUGGGACGUUGCAAUACUGUUUUCAAUAUUAAAGGAGGAAUGCACUGAUCAGACGUCCUAGAGCCAUGUUAAUAAGCAUGUACUACUUACAUAUAUGCACUGCAUUUCCAGCCAACCUUUCAAGUGACCCUAAAAAAGGCCCUCGAAAAUAACCAGCAUCUCCAGGUAGCAAGAGAACGGACAUUUUCCACCUGCCCUUUAGUUACGGAGAGUCGAUUUCUCUGUUUUCUCGCACUCGAUAGCCAUUUGAUCGGUCACAGAAGAAAGAAUCUGUUGUCCGGCGUGAGUCAGCACUGAGCAAUAGAUUGAUUAUCAUAGUGGACAUGAACUCUGUCCUCAUCCGAGACACACUGGGCCAUUCAGAUAGCCAGCUAUACUCCAGCACUAAUGAGGAGCACUUUUGUUUCAUGUUUGGAGAGUGUUGCUCUUUUUUCUGUCUUUUUUGUCUACUUUGACUUUGUCUACUUUGUAGAAACUUUGGGUUUCUUUUAGGGCUCAGGCUAAAGGCUUAAGAUGGGGACAGUAGCCUAUUGAAACAAAAGGUCAGUGCUAGAACUUGGCAAAGCUCAAGAUACUGCAUGGGGUAGGGCUGCACGAUAUGGACAAAACAGGGUAUGGUGAUUGUGAUAAGUAUUGCAAUAUGCUAGGGCUGGCUUUAAAAUUUAAAUACUCAAAACACCCUAAAAUGCAUUUAAAAUGCAUGUUUGUUACUGCUGUGUACUGUAUAUACACAGUGGUGUAUGGUGGUGAUGGCGCGAAUGAACUGAAUCAGCCAUAGAUGUAUUAAAUGAGUAUUAAGUUUACUAUUUUAAAUAGGGGGAUUGCAAUAAAGGCACUGUUGGGUUCUUCGUAUACAAAAAAAAAAACAGAUCAAGACCACCUUCUUCUACUAUCUGGUUUUGAAUGGCAUUUAAGAUGGUCUUCGAUAGUGAAGGUGGUUGAAAAGAUGGUCAUCCAGACUAAAACAUACUGUAUGCUGGGAAGCUAGCCCUUUAAUCAGCUCCUGACCAGAACAACAUACAGAUUGUAGCAUCCUGGCAUGCUCAAGCCUGGUCAUACUGGGUUCUAGCAUAGUCAGGCUGAAAUGAACGCUAAUAUAAAUAAAUAAAUACUUAAGAAUUCAUAUCACCAUUUUGAAUCCUGUUCAUGCAGCUUGCCGUCGGCUACUAGUCGGCCUUGCUCUUUUUGGGUGGGUAGAUGGUGCUUUUUUCCCUCGCCACGCCAAAGGGUGAUGAUAUUGAUCAGCACAAGGCUGCGUUUGUGAGUUGAUGUAUCAGAACCAGGUCGCUGCACUUUUCCUCAGAGUGCGCUGUAAUGCUACUCGGUGAUGCUGCAUCAGGGGCAGUUUGGAAAGAAGCAGUGGCUGACUUCACAUUUGUCGGAGAAGGCAUGUGCUGGUCUUCACCCUCCUGCUGUUAGGGCAUCACUAGUGAGUUAGGGCAUCACUAGAAAGUCCUAAUGAGUGGGUUUGGUAAUUGGCCUACAGAAUGGUUCAAAAUCAGCCUACAAAAUAAAAAAAAUAAAAAUUUAAAUGCCUUGAUUCAUACAAACACCCAUAAAAAGUCUGUGUGGUCAAAACCCUCACAGCGCACACAUAAAUUUAGCAUUUAGCACUUAGCUAGAGGCUCCUUUGCAUAUUGCACUUCCACAACAUCAGAACUGUGGUGGCAAAUAUUGUAAUAAUAAUUAAUAAUAGAUAUAUUGUGCAGCCCUUGCUAGCAUGUAUUCGCUUUCACAAGGAACUGAAUUUUACAUCUGUGUUAAUUUCACAUUUACAUACAUUACAAAAAAGUUAUAAAAAAAACUGUUUCUGUAAAAAAAAAAAACAAGAAGAAAACAAGCCUGUUCAGUAUAAUAGCCAGCGUAAUAGCUGUGUUAAUGACUUUCAUGAAUGUUCAUUUAUUGUUAAGUAGGUUUGGUAUGUUAAUGAGAAAACUUUGGUAUUGAAAAAUGACUGUCAGUUACUUCUCAUAGAUUUUUGUCAUUUAAGAACAAUUUCUGAUUUUUGGUUCAUUGGUUUAGUUCAAGUUCAAACAUGCACACGAAGACAACAGAAAAGUGCCAAUAAAAACAGCACUGCUGCACCAA
Messenger RNA from Astyanax mexicanus (Mexican tetra), 4029 nucleotides. It is a transcript of the gene b3gat1b, whose product is annotated as beta-1,3-glucuronyltransferase 1 (glucuronosyltransferase P) b. Gene Ontology annotation, biological process: chondroitin sulfate proteoglycan biosynthetic process; carbohydrate metabolic process. The record is from RefSeq and is a predicted model, not a curated record. The transcript has 8 exons. Lineage: Eukaryota; Metazoa; Chordata; Actinopteri; Characiformes; Acestrorhamphidae. The coding region runs from base 749 to 1768 and encodes 339 amino acids. Gene Ontology annotation, molecular function: galactosylgalactosylxylosylprotein 3-beta-glucuronosyltransferase activity. Gene Ontology annotation, cellular component: Golgi membrane.